AAUACUCAAAUUCAAAGUUGUCAUCCAAUCACCACGCGCAAACUCGCGACAAAAUUUAUAAAAAAUAACCUACCGACAUCACAAUCUCAAACUUACAGGCGCGCACAUCGCUCCGUUUGCACUCCCAUUUAUGCCACCGUCCCGCUCGCCGACGAGCCGGCCAUCGCCACAAAGCCGUAGUCGUCGACGCGAGCACAGCUGCACCGCAACCUGCCAUGGCGAGAGCAAGGGGCUUGUUCUGCCUCGUGUCGCCGGUCCGCGGCGAGCCCUCCGACCUCCACCGCCGCCGCCGCAGCAGCGCCGCAUGCAUAUGCUGCGUCGGCCCUCACCACAAGCCGUCGUCCGGCGCUCCCGACGCCGACCUGAGCGUGAGGCUGCCGCUCAUCAGCUGCUGCAGCGGCGGGGAGGUCCGCGGCCGCAGCAGCAGCAGCGCCACGCGCACGCCGCGCACCCCGAGGACGCCCAGCGCCAGGCGCCUCUGCGGCGUGCGCUCACGCACGCCGCGCCGCGGGCAGGUCUGCUGCUUCCCCGUCGCGUCGGCAGGACCGGGACCCGCCGGCGUCGCGAGGACGCCGAGAACCCCCGCCAGGCAGGGCCCGGGCAGCGCCAAGCUGGGCAGGCGGCGCCGUUGGUUCCGCUCCGCUCGCCAGGCGGGGGCGCAGACGACGCCGCGCUUUCGGUUCGCCGGCCGCGACACCGCCCACGCUGGCAACAGCAACAACAAAAGCCUCGCGGAGGCGGAGAUGGCAGCGGCGGCUGCCGACGAGGAGACGUGCUCCAACGACGAGUACGCGCUGCUCUGCAGGGAGGGCUUCUCCCGGGAGGACGUGGCCGCGGUCACCAUCCAGGCCUACUUCCGAGGCCACCUGGCGCGGCGGGCGUUCAGGGCGCUCAAGAGCCUGGUGAGGAUUCAGGCGGUGGCGCGGGGCGCGUUCGUGCGGCGGCAGGCGGAGGCGGCCAUCCACUGCAUGCAGGCGAUGGCGCGGCUGCAGGCGCGCGUGCGCGCCCGGCGGAUGCUGGCCGUGGCCAAACCCGAACCACAGGAGGAGCAGCUCUUGCAGAGCUGACCGGAGGUUGCAUGCUCGGUCGGCAACAAGAGUCCGAGAUGAUCAAGAAGUGCACGAAUAAGGUACAGGCUGUUUGGAAUGUGCUGUUUGUGUGAGACAUUUGCUCUUUUGAUUGAUGAACUUCGCCUGGGUCUCAAGUCUGUAGUGUCCCUGUACUGUAAUUGACCUUCAUUUUCUUUUCUUUUUUGGAUGUGGCAAUAUGUCUUUGAGACUUUGAAUGUGCAACUGUGUAACUGUUGCAUUUUGUAACAUUGGUUUGAAACUUUCGAAUUUCGAGCAUGGAAAACAGCAAGAUCAAAAUUCAUAGUA
Messenger RNA from Sorghum bicolor (sorghum), 1376 nucleotides. RefSeq lists its product as uncharacterized. The record is from RefSeq and is a predicted model, not a curated record. Bases 216 to 1067 code for a protein of 283 amino acids. The transcript has 2 exons. Gene Ontology annotation, molecular function: protein binding. NCBI's taxonomy places the organism in Eukaryota, Viridiplantae, Streptophyta, Magnoliopsida, Poales, Poaceae.